Scylla paramamosain (green mud crab) is the source of this 3866-nucleotide messenger RNA. Its product is annotated as rho-related GTP-binding protein RhoU-like. The transcript is spliced from 4 exons. Gene Ontology annotation, molecular function: GTPase activity; GTP binding; protein kinase binding. The record is from RefSeq and is a predicted model, not a curated record. The coding region runs from base 502 to 1479 and encodes 325 amino acids. Gene Ontology annotation, biological process: endocytosis; Cdc42 protein signal transduction; establishment or maintenance of cell polarity. Lineage: Eukaryota; Metazoa; Arthropoda; Malacostraca; Decapoda; Portunidae.
GGGGUUGUCGCCGAGCUGCAGCUCUUCCUUAUUAGUGGUUGCAUUAGUAGUUGUGGUGCAUUAGUUACUAUCAUUACUCGUUCCAAGGUUAACGACUACAUAUGUUACAAAUGACCGGUGAACCUCAGGUGAGUCUCAGGUGAGCCGCGCAUCAGGAGCUAUAAGGUGGAGGUGUGAGCGUCCACUUUCCAGGGCUGGAGAGUCUAUACCUGCGCGGGACUUCCUUGUUCUGGCCUGGCGGGCAGGUGUUGUGCCGCCCCUCCGGCCCGAGAUCAGCUGUUGCUCUCAGCUGCUCUCCGGCAGCCCGUCGUCAACACCAGUCAGUGUGAGUCCGGCUGUGUGAGGGGAGGGUUGCCGCGUCUCGUCCGCGCUCCGGCGUUCACCAUGUGUCACAUAUUGUCACAGUGAUUUUUAUGUUGGAAGUGACUUAGGUGGUGGUGGAGGUGCGGGUGUGGGAGUGUACCAGUGUGAGGGACCCGCCGGCUGGCAGCCUCUGGCCUCAUGUUGAGGAGCCUGCGAAGCAUCGACAGGUAUACUCGCGAGGUGUUCCACUCCAGCUCCGAGUCGUGCAAGCGGCCGCCGUACAGCAGCCUGGGCGCGGGGGCUGGACACGCCGCCACCUACGACUGGAUCUACCGCGGCUCGGGGGCGACUAUGCCUCCCCUGGUGCGGCCCCACGACCCGACCGCGGCGGCCUACCUCAUGGGGUCCCCCGAGGGCGAGGUGAAGACCAAGCUCAAGUGCGUGCUGGUCGGGGACGGCUCGGUAGGCAAGACUUCCCUCGUCGUGUCCUACACCACCAACGGUUACCCCACGGAGUACGUCCCCACCGCCUUCGAUAACUACAACGUCGUGGUGAAUGUGGACAACCAGCCGAUCAGACUGCAACUGUGCGACACGGCGGGUCAGGAUGACUUCGACUCGCUGCGCCCCCUGUGCUAUCCCCAGACGGACGUGUUCCUGGUGUGCUUCAGCGUGGUAUCGCCAACCUCCUUCCACAACGUACGGGAGAAGUGGCUGCCGGAGCUGCGUCAGCAUAAUUCUCGCCCACCCAUCGUGUUGGUGGGGACUCAGAGCGACCUCAGGACGGAUGUGAAGGUCCUCAUAGAGCUGGCGCAGUACCGGGAGCAGCCAGUGUCUGAGGUGGCAGCACGGCGCUUGGCCCACCAGAUAGGAGCUGUAGGAUAUGUCGAGUCCUCGGCUCUCACGCAGCGGAACCUGAAAGAAGUGUUUGACCAGGCUAUUCUGGCAGCACUGGAGGCACGCAACCUUCCUAUGCUGACACGUGGGGGUUCCUCAAAGCGUUCCUUCUCAAGACAUAGGAAACUUGGCGGUGGGGGCAGCAUGCGUGGUGGAGGUGCAAGAGAUGCUGCAACGGAGCCCCUCAACAGCCACCACUCCCCCACCAACACCCUUGACUACACUGAUGACACUCACACCAGGAAACGCGGCUGGAGGAAGCUGUGUUGUUUCUCCUGAUCUCUGCUUCCCCUGCUGACUCUCCCCUUCCAUUACCACCACCACCAUCACUACCAUCAUCCUCCACCAUCACCUCCACCACCACCACCGCCCCACACAAGCAGAGGCGGGCAGCAGAUGAGGCAGCAGAUGGGAUUCAGUCCACAGUAUAUACCUCAUCGCAUUCAUGGACGCUAGAUUCCUCUUUGCCUAACUGAUUCCAAACACUUCUUAUCAAUUCCUGUCAUGUAUUCCUAGAGAUCUUGCUGUAGAGAGGCUUCAAUGGCCUUUUAUAUUUUUUUUUCUCCUCACUUCUAUAACUUAUUGCAGCAGUUUAAGCUCUCUCUUAUCCUUGCUCUACUUGCACACUCCCCUCCCUCUCUCCCUCCCCUCACACUGGGCAUCCAUUCAACUUCAAAAUCAAAACGUCUAGCCAAGUCACUUUCACCCAUCUCCACAUGAAGUGAAUCCUGCUUUUCAGAUUUCUUGAUCAAUGAUCAUCUUUCCAACCUGCAUGUUGAAGUUGAGAAAAGUAAUCAGUGAUACGAACGAAAUAUCUUUUUUGACGAUACCACAGAAAUAACACUACACACAAUAGUACUACAUGGACACACAAAUUAUUGUUUCACAAAAUAGUUAUAACAUUUCUAAGUAAAAAAAAGUAAUCAACUAAAGAUAAAAAAAACAAGUUGUCAGGAUAACCUACAAGAAUAUAAUAUAAGAAAAAAAAUUUCACAAUACGUUACAAUAAGAAAUAGUUAAAACCUUUUAUUCCAAGAGACUCCUGAAUCCAACCCUUUCCCUCCCUCCCUCCUUUCCUCACAUCCUCAAGAGUGGAAGCUGAUACACACCCUGAAUCUUGUGAUAGUGUUGUACAUACAUAGAUGAUAAGGCUAAGAGUGUACAUGUAAGUGGCAGUUCUAGUACUACAUACACAUCUACAAAGGAAUUAACACCAGACGUGAACUUAUUACAGUGGUGGUGUGUUCCCGUGUGUAGAAACUGGAUAACGUGCUGAGGUGUACAUAUAUAAUUACCUAUGUCGCUCCCUAGAGGGCCUGCGUGUGUGCAAUAAUGAGAAUCCCGAAAACAUGAAAGAGAGAUGUAUGGAAGGUGUUAUACGAGUGUUUUCUUCUUCUGCCUUCCCGUUGCUGUCGUGUGGCACCGGAACAUGAUGUGCUGCAUGACUUAGAUUGAGCUUAUGGUGUUAAGAGAUGCUCGGGACCAGAUUUUAUGGAUGGAAAUGAACCGUAGUAAUCAGUGGUGUCUGCUUAGUGAGUAACGUCAGAUAUUUAACCCUAAAAAUGCAUACAAUAUUACUACAAAGCUAGGAAACCAUAUGUGCUAGAAAGCAAGGGAGGCACAGAGGACAGACAGGAACACUGGAAUCUGUAGUGUGCACUCCAGAAUUGUUUAUGUGUCUAUGAAUGAUUCAACAUGUAUUUUUGCUACAAGAAUGCAUUUCACUGUAUCUGUGUGAUUCUCAAGUAUAAUGUUAGCCUGUAUCAUGGUUUGACUCUAAUAAUGGAACUUUCUCUACUAAGCAUCAUUGUUAAUUUGUUCUCCACUUGGCCUCUGGUCUGCUGAAUGAAGCUUGGACAUGCCAGGUUUCUUAUACAUAGAUAUUUUCUUUGUUACAGUCACAGUCAGAAGUAGAGUAAUGUUCCACAAUUAUUCCCACUGUGCCUAAUGUUUUCCCCUAGUCUUGAGUUCCCUGGUUUGAUGACACUCCUUACAAAACCAGACAGGUAACAUAUUCUUAGUAGAUCAGGGGACUUCAGACUUAAAUAAGAAGUGGAAGGUAGUGUGGUAUGUUACUAAAUUUCUGACCAUGACUAUACUUAUGCCUCCUGAAACUUUGUAAUCAGCAGAGUAGUGAGACUACAUGAUUGGUAUAAGAAGAAUGCCUGGCUGUCAAACUUCCUAACAUACAUUUACAUACAAACACUUUUUUGUAUCUUGUGUUCUCACCCUGACAAAAAUUUGCUGAGGUCUCAUUAAAAUUUCAGUAAGUCCUUCCUUCUCAUAUUAUAGAAAAUAUCACUGUCUUCUUUAUCAGAGGGUGUGUAGAGUAAGGCAUGCAAGUGCUGAUGUAGCAAGUGUCUGUACACCCAAAGGUAGUGUAGGAAGACUGAAACUUUGUAGGAAACAGAAAAGCAGAAGCAAUGCAAAACUGAAAUUUUGUGAAGAAAGAUAGUAUAUGAAAACUGAAACAUUGAAAAAAAGGCAACACAAAUCAGAAACAUUGGUCGAAGAAGAAACAUAACAUAGGAAACAGACACUCGAUCCAGAUUCACCUUCAAUAAGUCACCACUUGAGAUUCCACUCAGCUGGUGGACCUCAACUGUGAUGCCACUCGCCCCUUGUGUCCACAUCCACCACAACUUGUCAAUAAAGAAAUCUAUUAA